AUGCCAUACCCGGUAGCAUGCAUAUUUUUCCCGGUGAGGUUUGGUCGCGUGCCUAAGCGCGAAAAGGCCAAGAUUUUGGCCGCAAUGCAAAAAGUGAACGCAAACUCUCAGCAAAAAGCUCUGUGUGUGGAACUGGAGGACGACAAUCGUCUGUUGACCACAAUCAUCAAAGCCCACGAAGAGACCUGUGAUUACACCCGCGAUAAGGUCGCGCCGCUCAUCGAGAGGUCGCGCACUCAACCGGUUUACGCUCACUGUCCCCCACAAAUGGCCUGUCCAUUGAAUCCUUUGCCACAACAUGUCAUUGAAAAUGGCGGUACAAAUCGUAUACUCGAAGACUUUAGCGAAAGAUUUUCGCCAGCAAUCAGAGGGGUCGUGGAGUUUGCCAAACGUAUACCGGGCUUCGGUAUGCUAUCACAGGACGACCAGGUGACCCUGCUUAAGGCGGGAGUGUUUGAAGUGCUGUUAGUACGACUGGCCUGUAUGUUUGACUCCCACUCCAAUUCCAUGAUAUGCCUAAACGGUCUGGUUUUGAGACGGGAAGCCCUACACUCUGCGAGUAACGCCCGGUUCCUCUUGGACUCGAUGUUUGAUUUCGCCGAAAGACUCAAUGCUUUGCGAUUAACGGAUCAAGAGAUCGGUCUCUUCUGUGCAGUGGUUGUCAUCGCUGGCGAUUAUGAGCCAUUGAUAGCCCUGUUGGGAAAGUAUCCACUUUCUCAGUGUACACAGAGAGGGAGUAGAGAGUGGAAGUGA
Molecule: messenger RNA, 753 nt
Organism: Oppiella nova
Lineage: Eukaryota; Metazoa; Arthropoda; Arachnida; Sarcoptiformes; Oppiidae
Source: the annotation of a GenBank genome assembly